Messenger RNA from Adineta ricciae, 558 nucleotides. Lineage: Eukaryota; Metazoa; Rotifera; Eurotatoria; Adinetida; Adinetidae. The record is from the annotation of a GenBank genome assembly.
UUUCAUUAUGUCUGUCAUCACAAAAAAGUAAGUUCUUAAGAAGCGACCGGUGGUUGGGCGAACAGCCUCGGUGGUUGGGCGGCGCCCAACCUAGCCCACCCUUGGUUACGCCACUACGAUCCAUAUGGAAUAUUUCUCGAUGAAAAUGACGCCAUUUACAUUGCAGAUCGUUCCAAUCAUCGUGUGAUGAAAUGGGAACAAAAUGCAACAGUUGGUCAAUGGGUUGCGGGUCUCAAAGUAGAUGGAGACGGCACUCAUGAACUUCCAUUGAAUAUGCCACAAGAUAUCGUUGUGGAUAAGAAUGGUACGAUUUAUAUUAGUGAUGGAGGGUACUAUCCCAGCUCUUCUCGAUUCCGGCACAUUUUUCGCCGAUUCCAGCAAGUUCCGGCAGGUUCCUUGCCGCCGGAUUCCGGCCGGAAGUGCACCGGAAAUAUCCGAUCAGUUCCUGACCGUUUCCAGCUCGAGGUUUGCAGGAAACGGUCGGGAAAUGACUGGAACCUACGUUUUAACUUCCGGCCGGAAUCUGGCGGCAAGGAAAUGGUCGGAGAACGAACCUAA